Molecule: messenger RNA, 359 nt
Organism: Anoplophora glabripennis (Asian longhorned beetle)
Lineage: Eukaryota; Metazoa; Arthropoda; Insecta; Coleoptera; Cerambycidae
Gene: Neb-cGP
Exons: 3
Coding region: 112-276 (54 amino acids)
Source: RefSeq, a predicted model, not a curated record
GAGAACGUGGUGAGUUUUGACCUAGCUCAUUUCAUUUGAUUUUUCAUUGUUGCUUGAUUGAUUACCAGGUUAUUUGGUCCUACAAUUGGAAUUAAAUAAAAAUUUAAGAUAAUGGCUGGUGGAGACGCUAAUGUAGAUAGUACAAAAUUAACAGGUCUAAGCAAAAUUUUCAAUGGGCAAACAACCAGGGGAAGAGCUCAUGUUGCCAUGGCUACCUAUGCUACUGUAGGACUCAUCAUUGCCUUUUUUGCUCUUAAACCCAAAUCAAAAAAGUAAAGUAGCACAAUAUAGUAAUCACUAGAAUUAUAUCUACAAAUUUUAUAAACAUUAAAAUCCAAAUAAAAAUGUUAUAAUUGUUA